AUUUGUUUUUCUAUCUUUUCAGGUCUCUGGAUGGCAGACACUGAAAAGAAAUGCUGUUUUAAGAGACACCAAAGAUGCUGACAAGAAAAAUUAAACUUUGGGACAUCAAUGCCCAUAUAACCUGCCGCCUUUGCAAUGGUUAUCUUAUCGAUGCUACUACUGUAACGGAAUGCUUGCAUACCUUUUGCAGGAGUUGCUUGGUAAAGUAUUUGGAGGAAAAUAAUACCUGCCCCACAUGCAGGAUAGUAAUACACCAGAGUCAUCCUCUCCAGUAUAUUGGUCAUGACAGAACAAUGCAAGAUAUUGUUUACAAGCUUGUUCCAGGUCUUCAAGAAGCGGAAAUGAAAAAGCAGAGGGAAUUCUACCACAAAUUGGGCAUGGAAGUACCAGGUGACAUCAAAGGAGAGACGUGCUCAGCCAAGCAGCAUUUAGAUACUCACCGUAAUGGGGAAACUAAAGCAGAUGAGAACACAAACAAAGAAACAUCAGAAGAAAAACAGGAAGAAGAUAAUGAUUAUCACAGAAGUGAUGAACAGGUAAGCAUCUGCUUGGAAUGCAACAGUAGCAAAUUGCGUGGAUUGAAGAGAAAAUGGAUUCGUUGUUCUGCACAAGCUACAGUCUUGCAUCUAAAGAAGUUCAUCGCCAAAAAACUUAAUCUUUCUUCAUUCAAUGAGCUGGAUAUAUUAUGCAAUGAAGAAAUUCUGGGCAAGGACCAUACUCUCAAAUUUGUAGUUGUCACAAGAUGGAGAUUUAAGAAAGCACCUCUACUGCUACAUUACAGACCGAAAAUGGACUUGCUGUUGCAUUCAGUGGUGGUACCGCAAAUAUGGACCAUGCGAAAUAUAUGUUGUUCUUCAUCUGGACGGGAUAUGUAAGACACUUUCAUCUGGGAGAACCAUGUCAUUGAUUUUAAAUACUCCAGUGUGUUCAAGAAUGCAUGCGCAUACUCCUUGUUGCAUGUAUAUAGGCAUGUUUUAUGUCUCUCUCUCUCUCUCUCUCUUCCACAUGCACAUACAUAUAUGCAGAGGCACAAAUAUUCUUUGCAUGAACACAAGUCUGCCUUUCCUCCAUUGGGACACCAGUUUGGAUGGGAUAUGACCAGAACAGGGAAGAAGUUGCUGCUGAGAAGGAUUACUGAGAGGAUAUAUUUUUUAAAUUUCUCAAGAUUUUUCUCUGUGAUGCAGAAGUUUGCCUUUACUCUGUCUUACUAGCUCUGUUGCUUAUAAUCCCGCUGCUGAUUGAACAGGUCCUUAGGAAGAAGCAGAGGAUAGCCCAAAGAGGAUGGGUUAUAUUGGCUGAGUUUGAGAGAGAGAUCGCUAGGAAGACAAAACUUGAGUUUCUCCAUCCUUUAUGGAAGUCACGUCCAUUUGGAGGUUUAUAUUUUGAUGGUGAAUAUUCAGGACUGGUAGCAAUUUGUUAAAGUUUGUUUCUUGUUCUUCUGAAUAUCCUUGCUUUGCAAGCGUGACUCGCAGGAAACUUCCUAUAGGGAGCAAGCCUCAGCAAAGAAUAAAAAAAAGAUACACGACAGGGGUGUAGGUGAGUGGACAAACCUGAAUAAGUACAAGGAUGGGGCAGGAAACAAAAUGCAAAUGUGAGGCAAUGAAGGGCUCUUUUCAUACUGUUCAGUGAUUUUUUGGACACCGGUAAUGAAUCAGGUAACAUAUAUUCAAUUAAGCUAUUAGAUCUCAUUUUCUGGAAUGAAUUGUUCUCACACCAUGGAAACCACUUAUAAUUUCUGUUAGGAGGAGACAAAACACAUUCCUUUCAUAAUGCCGAUUAUAUAUAUAUAUAUAUAUAUAUAUAUAUAUAUAUAUAUAUAUAUAUAUAUAUAUAUAUAU
Messenger RNA from Thamnophis elegans (Western terrestrial garter snake), 1838 nucleotides. It is a transcript of the gene PCGF3, whose product is annotated as polycomb group ring finger 3. Bases 75 to 875 code for a protein of 266 amino acids. Lineage: Eukaryota; Metazoa; Chordata; Lepidosauria; Squamata; Natricidae. The transcript is spliced from 10 exons. Gene Ontology annotation, biological process: regulation of transcription by RNA polymerase II. The record is from RefSeq and is a predicted model, not a curated record. Gene Ontology annotation, cellular component: PRC1 complex.